AUGCCCGCGUUUGACUGGUCACAUGAGACAGCGCUCGGGCGUCUACGGCAAUUCCCAGAUGUCAAGAUCGUAUGCUCGCACGACUUGGUGGCGUUAGUCAAGCGAGGAACUAUGAUAUCACUACCUGAGUUCGGCUCUCUGAUAAGGAGUCAGGAGGUCCUCUCCAUUGUUCCUGGGUUCGCCAAAGAAGGGCACGUUUUGCUUGGUAGUGACUUCCCACAUGCAACAGUCCCUUUCAGUCAGAGCUUUACCAAGUUCAUUGAUGUGUACAACAUGGACGAUGCCAUGAGGAAGAAUAUCUACUUUGGAGCUGCGGAAGAGCUAUUCCCGAGGCUGAACGGUACCUUUGCCUGA
Molecule: messenger RNA, 354 nt
Organism: Talaromyces stipitatus ATCC 10500
Lineage: Eukaryota; Fungi; Ascomycota; Eurotiomycetes; Eurotiales; Trichocomaceae
Exons: 2
Coding region: 1-354 (117 amino acids)
Source: RefSeq, a predicted model, not a curated record